Oncorhynchus nerka (sockeye salmon) is the source of this 3721-nucleotide messenger RNA. RefSeq names its product GDNF family receptor alpha like (gene gfral). Lineage: Eukaryota; Metazoa; Chordata; Actinopteri; Salmoniformes; Salmonidae. Gene Ontology annotation, cellular component: signaling receptor complex; external side of plasma membrane. Gene Ontology annotation, molecular function: signaling receptor activity. The transcript has 10 exons. Gene Ontology annotation, biological process: nervous system development. The record is from RefSeq and is a predicted model, not a curated record. Bases 68 to 1663 code for a protein of 531 amino acids.
CAAUCGCAGCUGCAAAGAUCGGAACUGUCCACUUGAAGAGGUACCAACCGAAAGGGAAGGUGUUACCAUGCAGCGAACGACAGGUGUGAAAACCGCGACGGUAAUUGUAGUUCUUGUUUACCAGAUGACCAGCAUCAAGAUUUCAUCCAGAUCCACAGGCUGUUUUGCCUUUAUGGAGGCAUGCAUAUCAGAGUCGGCUUUCUGUGAGAAAUCCUCUCUCAGAAACAUAUGUCAUCCUAAAGAUGGAAGUUGCCAAAUAAAAGUCUCAAAGGUCUGUAACAUGACCAUCCACUCCAUUCUUGACCAAUAUCCUACAGUGAGAGGGUGUCUGUGUGCAUGGGAGGAGCCCUGUACCUCUCUGGAACUACUCACUUCACAAUGCCUCCCUGAGACAGAUGGUCAAGCCCUGAGCAGCUCUGUUAGACCCCGCUGGAAUCCUAUGAAGGAACAACCAAUAACCACCAGAGAUAGCUGUCUCUCUGCUCUUCAUAGUUGCCAGAAGUCCCACCACUGUGCAUUAGUGUAUAAGAAGUUGAAGGACUCAUGCCAGAAAGGAAAAAAACAGUGCAACUCUCCAAGCUCUCAGCGCCACUGUCUGUCAUUGUGGAUGGAACUCCAGAGCACCUCUCUGUCUAAUUGUACAUGCGCACUGAGCAGAAGAAAGUGCCAAGGGAUAUGGAGUGUCGUGAACAACAACUCCUGCAUUCAGAAUGCACUGGAGGCAUUGGCUUCAACGGGUCUACAUGAUUUAAAGGACAGGUCAAAUACAAGAAAGAAGUUAACUGUCCAUAUAGCACAACAGAAGAAGAGUUCAACUGUGGAUUGGAAAAGUAGCAGUCUGAAAGAAUACGUUCAUGACAUUGAUGGGUCCUGUUUGCAACAGAUGACAAUCUGCCUCCAUGAUGAUGUCUGCAACAGGCAGAUGGUUCCUCUUGUGCAGACGUGUUUGGCAAAGCAAUGCAACAGCACUCACUGUCGACAGGUCACUCAACAGCUCUACGCUGGUCUGCCAUACAACAUCGCAGAGAUGUUCGUCCUCUGUGAAUGUGACCCAGGCGAUCCGGACUGUCUGCAUAUGAAGGAGGGUCUGCACAGUGGCACAUGUGGAGAACAUUUGGAGGAGGCCAGGACCCAAAUCUGUCUCGAAAUCUUUGACAACUGCCUGGGGGAGGCGCUCUGCAGGAACCGUUUAGAAGCUCUCCUAUCAAACUGCUGGGACACUGAAGACACACCAUGCAGUGAUUUUGCUAUGGAUGAAUGCACUAGUCUUCUGGAUCCUGCUCUUAUUCUUGGAGGUGAUGCAAAGUGCAGAAUGGCUUUGAUUGCUACCAUGGGAACAACACUUCAGCAUCCCUGUACAUGUGGUGGACUUCACAGCAAAGACCUAUACAAGUGCAACAUGAUGCGUGAAGUACUUCACAACCGAACGCAUUUUAUGUCACCAGUGAAGAAAGAAAGUACUCCUUAUGUGCCACCUCCAAUGACUGAAUCAGAAUCAGGAUACGAAUGGUUGAGUGAUCAGCUGUUGAAUGUUUUUGCAUACAUACUGCUUGUUGCAGUAGUACUGUUGGGAGUCAUGAUUGUUUUUCACAUACGGAAGCACAAAGGGAACAAAAAGCCUCAAUUUCACCCUCCUGAUAAAAAUUGUGUUGUAAUUUUCUGACCUUGACACUCAAACGCGUGUAUCUGUGUAUAUAUUAUCCAUAUGAUUAUGGUACAGUACGCAAAGGUAUAUGUCUGAUAAUGCAGAACCUGCAUUUUCUGAUCUAAUUUAGAUUUAUUGGUAUCUAACAGCUUUUUGAAAAUACUAUUUGAUCAACAUUUCCUUAGCUACUUAUACUAAUAUGUCAAAACAUGACUCUGUUUUAAGAUAAUUUUGUGAAAUUAAACAAAUGUACGGCCAUAAGCAAUUUCUGCUAUCCUUGUUAGCUUGAGUGUCAGAACACAGUGGGGUGGUUUAUGUGAUAACUCCUGGAAAAAGCUGAUAGCGCUCUAGUAACUGGUACACAACACAGUCAGUAAGGGACAUUAUACAACUGGUUAUGUCAACAAGGCAAUGAUGGUCAAAUAUUGACUCAUCCCUUUUAAGUGAUUUUUUUUCUUGUCUCUAUUGUCACUCCAAUGCUGUAGAGCUGAUUCAGCCUUCUUAUAAGAAAAACAUAUCUAUAUAUAUUUCUACAGCCUUGUAACCAUCCUGUUUUUCCAAGGGAGCAAAGACAAGAUCUUUGUUGUAUGUUAAUGUUACUGUGCAAUGUAUUACCAGUAACCAACAUGAGUUAAUUAUAUUAGCAAUAUGCUAGCUGGCUAUACAGAACGUGUUAGAGAAUUGCAUAAUUAGGUUGAUAUAUGAUGGCUAACGUUGCUAUGUAGCAGAUGUUCAUGUUUAAGGUCACAUCUAUGACCUGUCUCAAGUCUGAUAAGAUGCAUUGCUUCGGCCCCCUUUUCUUGGAACCUCAACACCUUCAUCCAGAUGUCUACAAAAUUGAUGAUGUGUUUAUGACAAUGGGAAUUUUGUAUUUUUUUUACAUUCAUAUAAUAUAUUGGUAAUGUGUGUCAAAAAGAUUAUUGUGCGUUUAAUCCUGUGAUACUCUCACAGUAAGAUAUUUAAAGGUUUACAAUUGUUUGGAUUUAUCUCAAGUAAAAUAAUAAUUUAAGUAAUACAAUAUUGUCACAAGAUAAUAACAAAGCUAGGCCUUGAUUUUUAGGAAAGGUUGGGCAGAAGGGGCCAGUAGAUGAUUAGAUAAAUAUUAGAUAUGCAGGCAGCACUGUAGGCAAACAUUGAAAGCUUAGAAUGUCAUGUGUAAUCUGAAACCUACAGUAAUCUAGCUCUUUAACUGUAAACAAUUUUGUUUAAUCAACCUUUAUUAUCUUUAUGUAGUAAACAUGUUGGAUUCACAGUGGUUUACCAGAACACUUCAGUUUUUUUCUGUUUAUAUUUCCUCCAAUCCAACUACAAUAUAAAAAGGAUACUAUUGUUUAUGUUAUCUAACAAAUCAGACUUACUGAACCACCCUUCUUUAAAUAACUAUUUAUUUAAUGCAUAAUAUAAAUGUCGCUUACUAUUGCAAGAUGAACCCAUAGAAUAACGUCACUACAUACAUUGAAUGUAUUUCUUAUUAUUAUGGAACUUUGUCACAUAAUACUUCACAUUGAACUGAAUUCAUUACUAUUGAAAUGCAAAUUAAUAAAAUAAUUUACUUGUGUAUAUUGUUUAAAAAGGAGUACAGUCUAGUGGAAGGGAGGUUAGAUACUUUAUUAUACAACAAAGUUCAUGAUAUUGUUCGGUGUUCUUAGAGAUGUAUGUUCAGAACGCCUACUUCAAGUAAAAUAAACGGUUAAGAGGCUUCUCCAGGUCAAAUACAUUUGGCCCCUCUGACUAUUGCACAUACAAUAGGUCAACAUAAAGCUGCGGCCUACUGUGCUUUUAACUCUACAGAAUCAAAUGAAUAGUCGCAACCAUCUAUAUGGUUUCGAAUGGGGUCAUGCACUGGUGAGGAUGAAUUGUGUUACUAUUAUUUGUUUUACUCUGCAUCGUUGUGAAGGGCUCGUAAGCAAGCAUUUCACUGUAAAGUCUAUAUCGGUUGUAUUUGGCACCUGACAAAUAACAUUUGCUUUGAAGAGAGAAAAAACAAAUCAAUAUUUUACAUGUGGAGACAGACAGACUUCCAUGUUAAUAGAGCAAAGGACUUGAAAAUACAUUUUGAGGGAGAAAAAUACAUUU